UGUGACGGCACUAACCCGUGUUUUGCCUGUAGUUUAAAGCAACACGAUUAGUAUGAUGGCCCUGCUCCUACUCACCACUACGGGGUAUUUUUAACAUAAAUCAGCUUGCGUGCAUGCGUGCGUGCCAACCCAUCCUGUAGUUAUUUCUAUAUUCGUCACCGUUUGGGAAGAAAGGUGGUUUAUCUUACGUAGAGACUGUUUAGACUCUUCAUGAUCACAAGAUGGUGGAUGACAUGGAAAUUUUGGGUUGAAUCCAGAGACUGUUGCUGAAUCCAGAGAUUCAUAUUUGGACCAUAAAUAUAAGACAGUUGUGAAAGGAGAGGAUAUAUUAUGAGUUUGAUGCUACGGAUCUACAUGCGGUUGUUGGACUGGGCAGAUGUUGUGUACCAUUUUAUUAUGAGUUAUGACACUGUGACCUUACUGUCAGUGGCCUUCUCGAUAAUCAUCAUCAUUAUAAUCAGUUUCUUCACGCGACUGGUGACAAAGUUUGAUGAGGAAACAAAAAGGCAACAACAACAUCAACAGCAGCAGCAGUGGGGGCAGGAAGGGUACCAGCCCAGAGAAGUGACAGUGUACUUGAAGGAGCUGAGAGCGGAGUCGUAUCAAGAUCUGGUCUUGCGUUCUCCCAGAGGGCAUGUCACAGUGGUGCUCUUCCUUACUGAAGAUACCCGGCAGAAACUAUUGCAGCGUUUUGCUGAUAUUGUGUUGCCCUAUACACGGUCAAAAUAUUUUGUAUUUGCUUUCCUGAGGCUGGAGGAAUAUCUCCCUUGGUAUAGACUUAUAUUAGAGGAAACCAUAGGGCAGCAGGCACGUAGCUUAGAAAUGAACAGUCGAAACUGUAUUGGUACGGUUCUUGCCAUCAAUGGCUUUAGGAAAUAUUACUGCAUGUACCACGCAAGGACGGUGCGAGCAUUUGAAAAGAUGAAUGGUCAAAAUGGCGGCAAUGGGGAGUUCAUGGGGUUCGAUUCGGAGUCCGAGAGUGACGCGGAGGAUAGCGUCUCAGAUGAGACUGAAGACCCCGGAGUGCUGUUUGAAAAGGAUCUUCUCGAUGGACUACCGAAUUGGUUGGACAGGUUUGUGGAAGGGACGCUUCAGAGGUUCAAGGUGGACAACUGGCCGCCGGACAUGGAACCUUGAAACUUCCCAUCUCAUGGACUUGUGUCUUGUGUAAUAACAUCCUUCUGGAGCUGAUAUCUUCCUUUCUUUUUCUGGGCCAAGGACACUACAGACGUUGGGCAUUUAUAUAUGGGACUUUGACACUAAUUACCAACGUCAUGGAAGAAAGUGUAGUUAAAUCCAUAUCAGAAUCUCUGUAGCAGGCAUCUUCCUUUUUGUUCUCUUUUCAUGGAUUCCCAGGGGCACGGAAGGGGUUGAAGGCAGACACUUCAAACCCUGAAAUCCCUUACAUAAUGGAACCAGGUGUAGCAUAAGACAGAAUUCUUCUGUGGGUUUAUCUCUCAGUUUUUUGUGUAUUUCUGAGUAAAGAGAAAUGGCCUGACUGUGCAACUCAAUUCCAUUGGCAUCUUGUUUAAAUGCUUCAGUGUAACUUGUCACCCAUACCUUUUAUUACUUUUACCCAAACAAAUUCAAAUGUUGGUGGAUUCUGUAAUGGUAGAACAACAAAGAAACUGUUGUUGGAAAAUUGAUCUUGAGUUUCAGACCAAGAUUUCAGUCAAUUUCUUUAAACUGUAGAGCAGUCCCUUGAAAUGGAGUAACUAAUAACUAGAACCAGUAUUAAAUAUGUCCUUUAAUGGGUUUCUACUCCUGUAUUAUCUUGGGACAAAGGUCACUAAAAGAUCUUGUCUCAGAGUCUGAGUGCUCUCCUCUCUCCCAGUCCAGUGGGGCCACUCAGAAUUAGGCCUAGGGAUUGUAUGCAAUAUUGAUGUGUAAUUUUUAGAAAUAUUUCAGGAAAAAAUUGUACUGUGUAUGAUUGCUGUUCUGUAUUUCGCUUUAGGAGUUAAUUUUUUAGCAAAUUUAGGUAAUUUAAAUGAAAAGGUUUUUUCCUUUUCUUUUGAAUUUCCUGAAUGUGGUACAGUGAAGAUAGUACUCAAAAAAAAAAAAAAAAAA
Molecule: messenger RNA, 2067 nt
Organism: Lingula anatina
Lineage: Eukaryota; Metazoa; Brachiopoda; Lingulata; Lingulida; Lingulidae
Product: dnaJ homolog subfamily C member 16
Source: RefSeq, a predicted model, not a curated record